Messenger RNA from Neocloeon triangulifer, 1716 nucleotides. RefSeq lists its product as uncharacterized. NCBI's taxonomy places the organism in Eukaryota, Metazoa, Arthropoda, Insecta, Ephemeroptera, Baetidae. The transcript has 11 exons. Bases 349 to 1485 code for a protein of 378 amino acids. The record is from RefSeq and is a predicted model, not a curated record.
GUCUCGAGUAAACAAAUACCUCUCAAAAAGGAAAGCAGCAAAUCUAUACUGAUGCCUCAAAAAAAUUAGAUGGAACAACUGGAGCUGCAAUUUUUGUAAAAGAAGAAAAUAUAUCCAUAAUCUGCUUCAGGACCUAAGCAGCCAGGACUACCAGAUUUCCCUGCUCUGGGUUCCUUCUCACAUUGGCGUACGAGGGAAUGAAGUAGCAGAUAAAUCUGGCUGAAUGGUCCUGCCAAAGCCAUAAUCAAUAUCAACAACAACAACAACAACAACAAGAGCGAUGUAAACAAGGACGUUAAACGCGAAGCCUGAAGCCUGGAACUCGAAUAAACAAUUUCACUAAUUGGGAUGUCAACGUGCAAUAAACCAGGAGCCACGGAAGGCUCUGUGUUCAAAAGAACAUUUCAUGGAAGACUUGUCCUGAAGGCCCUUGUACCAAAAAAAUUGAGUGAAAACUUUGAAAAUCUGCAAUUUGGUCUUAAUUGCAACGCAAUUGACGGAGUAGUCCGAUUUCGCACGGCCAAAAAGGAAGAUGCAGUUAAUUUGCAAAAGGUUUUGCUCUUCAACCAUGAAUAUGAGGUGAAUGUUGAUAAUAAUAACAAGCCGCACUUGGUCACGGCAGACCAAGUGCAAGCAGACAGAAGCUCGAGUAAUAUCCCAUCGAUGCGUUUCAAUCUUCUAAAUAUUGCUUAUGCGCCUAUCUGGGGACGAGACGAUUUAGUUGAUAUAAUUGGGUUUGUGGAAAACAAUCCUAUCAGCAACAAAGUAAAUUUUGAUGAUUAUUCCAUCUUGUAUUUGUCUGCUCCAGAGCUAUCCCAGUUUAAACCGCUUCGAGUCAAGGUGAAAAGACGCAUUUUAAGCGCCAGCAACUUCCAGAUGCCUUCUAUCGUUGUGAUAACAAAUUUACGCAAAGAUGAAAACACCAAAAAACGACAGGCAAAGGUUCUGAUCUCAACACAUUUAACUCAAAUUGUGGUCAACCCCUUUUGGAUGGAAAAAUUCCACGAACUUAGUAGUUGGGCCUAUGAAACAAAGAAGAUCAGCAGUAUGCAGUUGUUCCCCUCUAGUGCGAGAGAAAUCGAGAACUGCUUGCCCUUUUGGGGACAAUUUGACGCUUUUUUGCCUUUCGCUUCAAUUAUCAAAAUUUUCCCUGACACAAUACAAAUAUUUUGCAUUUCAUGCAAGAACUUAUUGACUACUUCUCCUGUGUGGUGCUCAAAAUGCUCAUUACCCAGAAAGUUAAUAAACUUUGAUAUUUCACUUUGGGUGUUGCUGAGCGAUGGAAUUAACACCCUGGAAGCUUCCUUGACCAGCAAUGCAGCCAAGCAUCUAAUGCGGAAUAAAUUUGCAGGCAGUAUAACUCUCCAGACAGUAAAUGACUUUUUUAAGGGCUUAAAGUCGGCAAUAUUGAAUGUGCAACUCUGCCGACAAAAUGGCAGCAUUGCUGGGGCUGUACUUAUUUCGGAUGCAGCCUAUGUUGACUGAUUCUUCAAUUUUGGGAAAUUUACCACGAAGUGCCACUGACAAUGAGUACCAUUUGUUACAUUUGCGAUGAGUUUUAAACAGGAGACAACCAACACAAUAUCACAUCAUGCUGAAGAGUACAAAUAAAUUCAAGUUUUACUCCCAUUUAAAAAUUGUAAUGAACAGAAGGAGCUUAGACAAUCAGAUAUAUAUUUAAUUCUGUGACUUUGUAAAUAAAUAAAAUGAAAAGAU